Octodon degus (degu) is the source of this 948-nucleotide messenger RNA. It is a transcript of the gene CUNH4orf51, whose product is annotated as chromosome unknown C4orf51 homolog. NCBI's taxonomy places the organism in Eukaryota, Metazoa, Chordata, Mammalia, Rodentia, Octodontidae. Bases 97 to 705 code for a protein of 202 amino acids. The transcript has 7 exons. The record is from RefSeq and is a predicted model, not a curated record.
AAGCCCAUUGAUGGCUUCCUGCUAAUAGAAGGAAAUGAGUUCUUCAUUAUGCAGAGGGUUUGAAAAUUUGUACUUCAGAGCAUACCAUCCAUCGCUAUGUCACAAUUCUUGUUCUUGACUCCACAAAUUCUUCUGCCCUUUAGUCCACUAACUUCUCAAGAAUUUGAUCUGAUUAGACACAAGGCCAGAGCAUCUUGGCAGAAUGAGACACGAUGGUGCGAUUCCUCUGUGACAACCUACUCAGGCAGUUACCGAGAAAAACAACUGGAUGAGUCCACCCACAGCCGGCUUGCUUUUCGGACAGCUGGACAGCAGGAGCUUGUGCAUAAACGGACAUGGUUGCCAAACAGCUCUACCCACAAUCCUCCACUCUCUGGAGCUGAUACCCAAGAGACUAAAGAUGUUAAAGGCCGAUUCCCUGAUAUAACUGGGUCCCUGAAAACUCCACUUGAAAUCAAGCACAGAGUGGUACACCAGACUUGGUAUUCUGCUGAUGCUCCUCCUGUACGUCCAAAAGACAGGAAAUCAUGUGUGAAAUCUAAGCAGCCAGCCCUGGAGAUGCGGAUGAACCUCAAAUGCAUGGGGAGAAUCUUCUCAAAGCAGGGACAAUGGGACUCUGUAAGCAAAGCCAGUUCAUCCGAAGACUCAGAAGCUGAUAGAUACUCCGAUUACGGUCGGGGUGGACUGCUAUCUUUACUUUCCUGACUUGGGAAACCAAGCCACAGGCUGGAGGCCCAGAGUUUGCGCGAUAAAGGACCCCGAGAUUCAACCUUGAAGAAGAAAUGAUGAGAUCUACCACCUCUGAAAGAAGAGUAAGUCUUGAUAAAUAAUCUGAGACUACCUACACGUGGACAAGAAGAAACAUGGAUCCCAAGUUCCUUGGAGUUACCACACUUACCUCAGGGCUUUCUUUCUGGGCUUGUUUAGUGAAUCGUUGCUACUCAUAAA